CUGAUAGCUUAGCAGGUAAGCACCCCAAACAGGAAUCAACCGCCGCGGUUUACAACCUGUCACCUCCCGCGCGCAAGUACUUAGCGCAGGAAUGGAAGAAGCUCUUUAAGGGCACUCUCCAGUCGCGGAUGUCUCUGGUAGGCUCUGCGCUGGCAUUUGCAACAGUAUUGGCGUUCCGAGCAGAGAAAGUCAAGGAACAUAUGGACGGAGGCAGCAAUAAAUAG
Molecule: messenger RNA, 224 nt
Organism: Sphaeroforma arctica JP610
Lineage: Eukaryota; Ichthyosporea; Ichthyophonida
Exons: 1
Source: RefSeq, a predicted model, not a curated record